This is a messenger RNA of Neodiprion fabricii, 1003 nucleotides long. RefSeq names its product bypass of stop codon protein 1-like. NCBI's taxonomy places the organism in Eukaryota, Metazoa, Arthropoda, Insecta, Hymenoptera, Diprionidae. The coding region runs from base 86 to 910 and encodes 274 amino acids. The transcript is spliced from 6 exons. The record is from RefSeq and is a predicted model, not a curated record.
UAAGGAGUGCCGUUUUCGGCAUAUUAUAUCAAAUCUCCGUCUGAAUUCGAUUGCCAACUAUUCUGCUCAACCAAAGUCGUUUAACAUGGGAAAAUUCGUAACUGUUUUGUGCCUCCUGGUCGCUGUUACCGGUAUCCAAGGCUCGAAUCUUACCGAUAUUAUAGCGGCGAUGGAGUCAAGUGAAACGUCGUCAACUACGACGAUAUCGUCUUUGAUGUCCUCAAUUACUUCAGAAAUGAGCAGUGUGAGUAGCUCCACCGGCACAAGUUCCAUUUUAUCUACUAUUACUACGACGUCAACCUCCGGAAUAACGGCCUUCGCUACUGAAGCUGAGUCGGUGUUUACGGAAAUGGCAACUGGGUUCAAAUCUGCUUUGACCGCAGCCACAUCAUUCGAAUCGGUAGCUAACGCAACCGCAGCCUUGGCGAUUAGUGAAAUGGCAACAGUUGUUGAAUCGUACUCCGAUUCGAAUGUGGACUUGAGCUCGUGUACAACCUUAGUUACGGAGUUUCAAACAAUUGUCUCUAAUGCAAUUGCUAACACAACCAGCUGCGCUAGUACCUAUGUAACUAGUCUGAAUACUGAGUACGACGCAACGGUAACUGCGUUCUCAGAUUUCCUACAAGACCUGUAUGAUACGGCAGAAGAAGCGAACUCGUGCAGUACCGAUUUCUGGACUUACAUUUCAUGUAUAGCAGAGGUGGCUGCUGAUAUUACAGGCACGAGUGCCACUGACUUUUCAAACGUGAUGAUCAACGCGACCGCUCUUAUAUCAGAUAUGAGCAAAUUAGAGACGGAAUUGGAAUCGUGUGGGCUUUCGUCUGCAGUGACGACGGUUCAGGAUAAUUUAGUCACAUACACGGCAGAGUACGCAGAAUGUGCAGUGAACUUGGGUGCCAGUGCUGCAUAAACUUCUUAACAAGUUAUACGCUAAAUGACGAUAUAAAGUCCAACGUACUGUAUAUGUAUUGAAGUCGGAUAGUAAAAUAUAUUGUCAUUGCAA